This is a messenger RNA of Gorilla gorilla gorilla (western lowland gorilla), 3489 nucleotides long. Its product is annotated as homeobox protein cut-like 1. The transcript has 2 exons. Bases 1850 to 2488 code for a protein of 212 amino acids. The record is from RefSeq and is a predicted model, not a curated record. Lineage: Eukaryota; Metazoa; Chordata; Mammalia; Primates; Hominidae.
AUGGAUUGAAACAUUUAAUAUUUUUAAAAUGUCCAUACAACCUGAAGCAAUUUGUAGAUUCAAUGCCAUUCUUACCAAAAUUCCAACGUCAUUUUUUACAGGAAUAGAAAACAAAUUAUUAAAUUCAUAUGGAGCCAUAAAAGACCUCAAAUAACUGAAACAAUCUUGAGCAAAAAGAACAAAGCCAGAGGCAUCACACUUACUGAUUUCAAAAUAUAUUAAAAAGCUAUUGUAAUAAAAAAUCAUGGUCCUGGCAUAAAAACAAACACGUUGACCAAGGGAACAGCAUUAGAAAUCCAGAAAUAAACCCACACAUUUAUAUUAUAGUCAAAUAAUAUUUGAUAAAGGUGCCAAGAACACACAAUGGGGAAAGGACAGCUUCUUCAAUAAGCAGUGUUGAGAAAAGGAUAUCUAUAUGCAGCAGAAUGAAAUUGGAUCCUUUCUCACACCAUACAUAAAAAUCAAUUCAAGAUGCAUCAAAGAUUUAAAUAUAAGACCUGAAGCUGCAAAACUACUAGCAGAAAACAUAGGAGAAAAGCUAUACAAUAUUGGUAUAGGUAAUGGUUUUUCAGCUAUGACUCCAAAAGUACAGGCAACAAAAGCAAAAACAAAUGGGAUUGCAUCGAAUUAAAACAUUUCUGCACAGCAAAUAAAAUAGUUAACAAAGUGAAGACACAACUCAUAGAAAUAAAAAAAAAACUUUUGCAAAUCAUACGUCUGAAUUUGCCUUCUUUUAUGUGGUCAGGAAUACACUUAACCUCUCUGAAGCUUUGUUUCUUUAUCUGUAAAAUCAGAGAACUUGGUUACUGGAGUUCUAAUGCUCUGUCAAAUAGUAACUUGUUAUAAUCUAUGAAAGUUAAAUUGGUCAAAAAUCAAAUGAAUUUUGUUAGGUAAAAUAAUAACUUUCUGACAUUAAGGAUUAAAGGCUAGAAUAGGUUACUUGAGGAAGCUAAAAUGACCCAUAUUCAAAGUCCAUGAAAAGCCUAUCAUUUCAUGUACUAGUAUUGUAUCUGGAAUUGGUGGGUUCUUGGUCUCACUGACUUCAAGAAUGAAGCCACGGACCCUCGCGGUGAGUGUUACAGUUCUUAAAGGCAGCGUGUCCGGAGUUUGUUCCUUCUGAUGUUCAGAUGUGUUUGGAGUUUCUUCCUUCUGGUGGGUUCGUGGUCUCGCUGGCUCAGGAGUGAAGCUGCAGACCUUCCUGGUGAGUGUUACAGCUCUUAAAGUGGCGUGUCUGGAGUUGUUCGUUCUUCUGGGGCUCGUGGUCUCACUGGCUUCCGGAGUGAAGCUGCAGACCUUCGCGGUGAGUGUUACAGCUCAUAAAGGCAGUGUGGACCCAAAGAGUGAACACUAGCAAGAUUUAUUGCAAAGAGCGAAAGAACAAAGCUUCCAUGGUGUGGAAGGGGACCCGAGCCGGCUGCCACUGAUGGCUCCAGCAGCCUGCUUUUAUUGUCUUAUCUGGCCCCAGCCACAACCUGCUGAUUGGUAGAGCCGAGUGGUGUGUUUUGACAGGGCGCUGAUGGGUGCCUUUACAACCCCUGAGCUAGACACAAAGGUUCUCCACGUCCCCACCGGAUACAGAGUGUGGACACAAAGGUUUUCCACGUCCCCACUAGAGUAGCUAGAUACAGAGUGUCAGCUGGUGCAUUCACAAACCCUGAGCUAGACACAGGGUGCUGAUUGGUGUGUUUACAAACCUUAAGCUAGAUACAGAGUGCCGAUUGGUGUAUUUACAAUCCCUGAGCUAGACAUAAAGGUUCUCCACGUCCCCACCAGACUCAGGAGCCCAGCUGGCUUCACCCAGUGGAUCCCGCACCGGGCUGCAAGUGGAGCUGCCUGCCAGUCCCGCGCCAUGCGCCCGCACUCCUCAGUCCUUGGGUGGUCCAUGGGACUGGGCGCCAUGGAGCAGGGGUCAGCGCUCGUCCGGGAGGCUCGGGCUGCACAGGAGCCCACGGAGCCGGGGGAGGCUCAGGCAUGGCGGGCUGCAGGUCCCAAGCCCUGCCCCACGAGAAGGCAGCUAAGGCCCCGCGAGAAAUUGAGCACAGCACCUGCUGGCCCAGGUGCUACGCCCCUCACUGCCCGGGGCGGUGGGGCCCCGCCGGCCGCUCCGAGUGCGGGGUCCGCCCAGCCCACGCGCACCCGGAACUCGCGCUGGCCCGGAACUCGCGCUGGCCCGGAACUCGCGCUGGCCCGGAACUCGCGCUGGCCCGGAACUCGCGCUGGCCCGGAACUCGCGCUGGCCCGGAACUCGCGCUGGCGGGCAAGCACCGCGCGCAGCCGCGGUUCCCGCCCGCGCUUCUCCCUCCACACCUCCUCACAAGCUGAGGGAGCCGGCUCCGGCCUUGGCCAGCCCAGAAAGGGGUUCCCACAGUGCAGCGGCGGGCUGAAGGGCUCCUCAAGUGCCGCCAAAGUGGGAGCCCAGGCAGAGGAGGCGCCGAGAGCGAGGGCUGUGAGGACUGCCAGCACGCUGUCACCUCUCAAUAUAAUUUAAGAUCAACCCUAAUUGAAAAUACUAUAUUUUGAAGAAAAUGGAAGAGGAAUGAAUACUUUCCAACUCAUUUUUAAAGGACUACCUUUCCGUAACACCAAAACCAGAUGAAGAUAUCACAAGAAAAAAAAGCUACUGACCAAUAUCCCUCAUGAACAUAGAAGCAAAUAUUUUUAAGUAAAUUUUAGUAAUACGGUUCAACAACAUGUUAAAAAAUACAUCAUAAUUGAGUUUUAUCCAGGAAAUGAAAAUUCAGUCUGAAAAUCAAUGCAUGUAGCUCCCCAUAUUAACAAAGUAAGUAAGAAAACCUGUGUGGUCAUCUGCAUAGAUGUAAAGAAAAUAUUUGACAAAAUUUAAUGUUCAUUCAUGAUUAAAAUAAAAACUCUCAAAAAGCUAGGAAAAGAUUGAAACUUCCUCAGCCUGAUAAGAGGCAUCUUUGGAAAACUGUUUUAUCAGUGUCCCACUAACACUUUCUGGCUUCAGAAGUGGGUGUCUGGUAGAGAACUUCCUUAACACCAUUCAACAGCUCAUGAGGACCACAGGAAGUACCAUUAGGCUUAGGGUGAUCUCCAGGGAACUCAAAAUAAGACUGCUUACAGCUGAAGUUAAUGGCCCUAAGUCUCAUCUUCUCCAAGGCCUACAUGGCUUCCCGGGGCAGAGAGGCUCAGUGUUUUUUUCACAGCCUCUGCUGACCCUAGAGUACAAGCUUCUCAUAACAGAGAUGGUGUCUUUCUUUUGCUCACUAAUUAUGCCAAGCAUAACACCAUGACGUAGCAUUUUAUCUAUACUUACUUACUACAUUAUUAUUUUUUUGGAGGGGAAGGUGUUAAAAGUGAGAAAUUAAAAUUAAAGUGGUUUCCCUUAUCACCAACAUAUCAACCCCUCCUGCCAACUCUUUUGUCUAGGAUCGUAGGAUUCUUGGACAUCAGGGAGGAAUAAAUAAGGAAUGUCUUGGAAGGAGGCCCAAAUCACCAUUUUCUCACUGAAAUUAAAUUAAGCUGUUG